This is a messenger RNA of Manis pentadactyla (Chinese pangolin), 3969 nucleotides long. RefSeq names its product OTU deubiquitinase 7B (gene OTUD7B). The record is from RefSeq and is a predicted model, not a curated record. Gene Ontology annotation, cellular component: nucleus; cytoplasm. NCBI's taxonomy places the organism in Eukaryota, Metazoa, Chordata, Mammalia, Pholidota, Manidae. Gene Ontology annotation, molecular function: cysteine-type deubiquitinase activity; zinc ion binding; DNA binding. Gene Ontology annotation, biological process: protein K48-linked deubiquitination; protein K63-linked deubiquitination; protein deubiquitination involved in ubiquitin-dependent protein catabolic process. The coding region runs from base 283 to 2895 and encodes 870 amino acids. The transcript has 12 exons.
CUGCUCCCAGCCCUCCCGCCUCUUCAGACUCCCAAACUCUGACCUUCUGAUCUCCACUGUCCCCUUCCUCCUUUCUCAUUAUAUUUCGCCGGGAGCCACCGCCUCUCGGCACUCCCUCCUCCCGUGAUUGUGCCCUGCUUGGUCCCACCUUUUCCCCGUUACUCCUCCCUUUCAUCUGCGUCCCGCGAUCUUUGCCUCCGGCCCCGGUUGUUGGCCUCCCUCCCUAAGCUGUGCUGGGCAGCUUGGACGGUCCUUCCUAGUACGCUAGACUUUCGCGGAGGGAUGAUGGAGUUUGAAGGUGGAGGUCUGAAGUUUGAUCUAUGUCCUCCCCACAUCAGUUGCCUGAAAGUACUUAAUGAUCACAUGACCUUGGACAUGGAUGCUGUCCUGUCGGAUUUUGUCCGUUCUACAGGAGCAGAGCCAGGGCUGGCCCGAGAUCUCCUAGAAGGAAAGAAUUGGGAUGUGAGCGCUGCCCUCAGUGAUUUUGAACAGCUACGUCAAGUACAUGCUGGGAACCUGUCCCCACCCUUUAGUGAAGGGAGUGGUGGGUCGAGGGCCCCUGAGAAAGGGUUUCCUGACAGAGAGAACACUCACCUUCCCCGGCCCACCCUCCAGCGGCAGGAUGACAUCGUUCAAGAGAAACGCCUGUCUAGGGGCAUCUCCCACGCCAGUUCCAGCAUUGUUUCCCUGGCCCGGUCUCAUGUCUCCUCCAAUGGUGGGGGUGGGGGAAGCAGUGAGCACCCCCUGGAAAUGCCCAUCUGUGCCUUCCAGCUUCCAGAUCUCACUGUGUAUAAUGAAGACUUCCGCAGCUUCAUAGAGAGAGACCUCAUUGAACAGUCCAUGCUGGUUGCUUUGGAACAGGCAGGGCGUUUAAACUGGUGGGUGAGUGUGGACCCCACCUGCCAGAGGCUGCUUCCUUUGGCAACUACUGGAGAUGGAAACUGCCUCCUGCACGCAGCCUCUCUUGGGAUGUGGGGUUUCCAUGAUCGGGACUUGAUGCUGCGGAAAGCUUUGUAUGCACUGAUGGAGAAGGGAGCCGAGAAGGAAGCAUUAAAACGGCGCUGGAGGUGGCAGCAAACACAGCAGAAUAAAGAGUCAGGACUGGUAUACACAGAGGAUGAAUGGCAGAGGGAAUGGAAUGAGCUUAUCAAGCUUGCCUCAAGUGAACCUCGCAUGCAUUUAGGUACCAAUGGAGCCAACUGUGGUGGGGUGGAGAGUUCAGAGGAGCCUGUGUAUGAGAGCCUAGAAGAAUUCCAUGUCUUUGUCCUUGCCCAUGUGCUUAGGAGGCCCAUCGUUGUCGUGGCAGACACCAUGCUGAGGGACUCCGGAGGGGAAGCAUUCGCCCCUAUUCCCUUUGGGGGAAUCUAUCUGCCCGUGGAGGUCCCAGCCAGCCAGUGUCAUCGCUCCCCUCUGGUGCUCGCCUAUGAUCAGGCCCACUUUUCUGCACUUGUGUCCAUGGAGCAGAAGGAGAGUGCCCAGGAACAAGCUGUGAUCCCACUUACAGAUUCAGAGCAUAAGCUGCUGCCCUUGCACUUUGCUGUGGACCCUGGAAAGGGCUGGGAGUGGGGAAAAGAUGACAGUGACAAUGUCCAGUUGGCCAGUGUAAUCCUGUCCCUAGAGGUCAAAUUGCAUCUGUUGCAUGGCUACAUGAAUGUGAAGUGGAUCUCAGUGUCCUCCGAUGCACAGGCUCCCCUAGCCCAGCCAGAGUCCCCCACAGCCUCAGCUGGAGAUGAGCCCCGGUCGACGCCUGAGUCUGGGGAAUCAGACAAGGAGUCAGUGGGCAGCAGCUCUACCAGCAACGAGGGCAGCAAGCGGAAAGAGAAGUCGAAGCGAGAUCGGGAAAAGGACAAGAAAAGAGCAGAUUCUGUGGCUAACAAACUGGGCAGCUUUGGCAAAACCUUGGGUAGCAAGCUCAAGAAGAACAUGGGAGGCCUGAUGCACAGCAAGGGUUCUAAGCCUGGAGGGAUGGGAAUGGGCUUGGGGGUAAGCAGUGGCACUGAGACACUGGAGAAAAAGAAGAAAAACUCACUGAAGAGCUGGAAGGGUGGCAAGGAGGAGGCAGCUGGGGAUGGGCUUGUAUCUGAGAAGCCCACAUCUGAGUCUGUUGGCAAUGGAGGGAGCAGGUAUAGCCAGGAGGUGAUGCAAAGUCUGAACAUUAUGAGGAUUGCAAUGCAAGGGGAAGGGAAAUUUAUUUUUGUUGGAACCCUGAAGAUGGGUCACCGUCACCAAUAUCAGGAGGAGAUGAUCCAGCGCUACCUUUCUGAUGCUGAGGAAAGAUUCCUGGCAGAGCAGAAGCAGAAGGAGGCAGAAAGGAAGAUCAUGAAUGGAGGGGUAGGGAGUGGGCCUCCUCCAGCCAAAAAGCCAGAGCCAGAUGGUGGGGAGGAACUGCUGACUGCCCCCCAAGCAGAGUCCAAGGCAAUGGCAUUCUCUACUGGCUACGCUGGGGGCUUUACUAUCCCUCGGCCUUCUGGGGGUGGAGUCCACUGCCAGGAACCCCGGAGGCAGUUGGCAGGGGGUCCGUGUGGGGGGGGGCUACCACCAUAUGCUACCUUCCCCAGACAGUGCCCUCCUGGGCGACCCUACCCUCUUCAGGACGGCAUCCCUUCUCUGGAGCCAGGCAGUCACUCCAAGGAUGGAGUUCACAGGGGCGCACUGUUACCACCCACCUUCCGCGUGGCUGAUUCCUAUAGCAACGGCUACAGAGAGCCCCCUGAGCCAGAUGGAUGGGCUGGAGUUCCCCGGGGGCUUCCCCCAACCCAGACCAAAUGCAAACAACCGAACUGCAGCUUCUAUGGACACCCUGAGACAAACAACUUCUGCUCCUGCUGUUACAGGGAAGAACUGAGGAGGAGGGAACGUGACCCAGGUGGGGAGCUGCUGGUGCACAGGUUCUGAAUGUGAGAGCCUCAAGGCAAAGGGGCUAAACAAAGAACGUUAAACUCAACUAAUUGGCUCAUCAAGACCCAGCCCCCAUGUGGACAAGGCAAAUACAGAAAUGUCUGUAGGAACCUGGUUAGGAACUUUUAAGUGUGUGUGCACUGGAGAGCUGCCAGGCCAGCAAGAGCAGGUCAGGGCUGGGUGGUGCCUCGAGGGCUGUACUUGUCCGCUAUGGAUCUUGAUGGGAUUGAGGAAGUACUAGGAGGGGAAAGAUGGUCUUACUACCCCUUGGGUCCACCCAGGACCUAAGGGAAAGCAGUAGGGGAGGGUUUUAUGUGUGGGGAUGGGGAGGUGGGCAGAAGUCUUAGGGAGAAACAGGCAAAGGAGUUCCUCAGUCAGUAUAAGAAAAAACAGACCAAAGUUCUUAUAAGUUGGGGAAUAAGCACAUGGUAAUGGAGUUGAGAGUGUGGAGUGAAACUGGGAAAUUGGGCAAAUUUUCUAUUGAUUGGAACUAAAUAGAAAUUAGGGUUGGAUAAAUACUUCUUACUGAAGGAUCUGGAGAGACAAGGCAGUGUGUGCUCAUGGGUGCUUACUAGCUGGGGAGUAGUUUAAGUCAGUUUACUGAAAUGGGAAAGGGAGGAACUUAAAAGGUUUCCUCUUAAGUUUUGUUUCCUUCUAAACAGCCAUCUGUCAUCUGUUCUAGUUUGAGAGAAGAUUGCUUGAUUGUCCCAUCUUUUCCUCAUCCUUUUUGAGGACUGAGCUCAGCUAAGGAUGUGAUUUUUUUUCCUAAGAUUUUAAUUUUAUUUAAAAAGAAAGUUCCGUGGGGAAGGGAAGAGAGUAGUGAGAAAAGCAGCUGUGUGUGUUGAUUUUUCUCUAGGUAAACUGGUGCAGAGGUGAUCUUUUUAAAACUACUUAGCAAUUAGCACACAUUGGGUUUCAGAGCGCCAUGAGAGGGGUGGGCGAAGGAUGGACCUUUGGCUAGACUGUUUCAAACAAAACCAAAAACCUAAAUAUAGCACUACCAUCCUCUGCUGCUGUGUUUCUGUAGGAAGCAACUGCUUUUUGGCUUUUUUUUUUUUUUUUUAAGAAAAA